AUGAGCAAGAUUAACAACAGCACACUGGGUUUUGAAAAGAUCUUCGUCAUCGGCCUUCCGUCAAGGACAGACCGCCGGGAUGGUGUCCUCCUCCAGGCCGCUCUUAGCGACAUGGAAAUUGAGUUCGUCGAUGGUGUUCCCGGUGACAAAGUGCCGGACAAGGCUAUCCCUAAGACGAGCGAACAUGAUAAGCUCAGUAAUGGAGCCAUUGGCUGCUGGCGCGGACACAUGAACGCCCUUGGCGAAAUCGUUCGUCGCAACUUGACUUCUGCUCUCAUCCUCGAAGAUGACGUCGACUGGGACAUCAGGAUCAGGCAUCAGUUACACGACUUCGCCUUGUCGACGCAAGCACUUAUCCAACCCUUGGCGGAGGCGCCCUUGUCCUACGUCGACCCAAGCUACCCAGUACCAACCGACAACACUCUGGGCAGGAUACCCGACAUCCCAUUUGAGCACCUCCCCGCCACAAUCCUACCGAAAGUCUCUCCAUACGGCGAUGACUGGGAUCUUCUCUGGAUCGGACACUGUGGCAUGCACUUCCCGUUCGAGGACAGCAAGACUGUGCCCAAAGCCCGCAUCAUCCACACAAACGAUGUCACUGUCGCCCCGAAGAAGAACCUUUGGACCUUCAACAUCCCCUUCACCCUAAAGGAGAAGUAUCCGGAGCACACCAGGGCUGUCCACCACGCACAGGAGGGUGUUUGCACACUUGGCUAUGCAGUCAGUCAGAAGGGCGCGAGGAAGCUGUUGCAAGAGGUCGCUUUGAAGGAUGUCAGUGAUGCUGCUGAUAUCCUUCUGAGGUUCUUCUGUGAGGGAGCCAAGGGAAGGAAGCCUCAUAAUUGCUUGACAACGCAGCCGGCUCUCUUCCAUCACCAUCGUGCGGCUGGUCCUCUCAGCUCAAUGAGUGACAUUGGAAACCAUGGCGAUGGGUUCAGGGAUCAGAGUAUGACAGACAUGGUGAGGUGGAGUGUGAGGCUCAACGCCGAUGCGUUGCUGGAUGGGAGGACAGACUUCAUGGAUCAAUAUCCCGACGACAAGUAG
Messenger RNA from Colletotrichum chrysophilum, 1041 nucleotides. RefSeq lists its product as uncharacterized. The record is from RefSeq and is a predicted model, not a curated record. Lineage: Eukaryota; Fungi; Ascomycota; Sordariomycetes; Glomerellales; Glomerellaceae. Bases 1 to 1041 code for a protein of 346 amino acids. The transcript is spliced from 3 exons.